This is a messenger RNA of Perca flavescens (yellow perch), 657 nucleotides long. RefSeq names its product calcium binding protein 4 (gene cabp4). The transcript is spliced from 6 exons. Lineage: Eukaryota; Metazoa; Chordata; Actinopteri; Perciformes; Percidae. Gene Ontology annotation, molecular function: calcium ion binding; calcium channel regulator activity. The coding region runs from base 1 to 609 and encodes 202 amino acids. Gene Ontology annotation, cellular component: cytoplasm. The record is from RefSeq and is a predicted model, not a curated record.
AUGCUACUUUACAGCUCAAAGUCCCCCUUGGCCCAGGGGAAGGGCUCUGGGGAGGAGGAGGCAAGUCUGCACAGUAAAAGGAGCCUCAGCAACAGCUCAGCGGUGGCCGCUGCCUACAUUUCCUACCUCAAUAAACUCUUUGGACAGGAGAGAGAGCUAAUGCCUGAGGAGUUAGAUGAGCUCCAGGAGGCCUUCAAGGAAUUUGACUACGACGCGGAUGGCUUCAUUCAUUACAAAGACAUCGCAGACUGCAUGAGGACCAUGGGCUACAUGCCUACUGAAAUGGAGCUCAUCGAGAUCAUCCAGCAAAUCAAGAUGAAAUGGGGUGGUCAUGUAGACUUUGAUGAUUUCUGCGAGUUAAUGGGGCCUAGGAUGCUGGCAGAGACGGCUCAUAUGGUCGGGCUGAAGGAGCUCCGCUGUGCCUUCAAACAGUUUGACUGUGAUGGUGAUGGAAAGAUCACGCUUGAUGAGCUGAAGGAGGGCAUGAAGACCCUCCUGGGGGAGAAGCUGAAGAAAGGCGAGCUGGAGGAGAUCCUCAGCGACAUUGACCUCAACAAAGACGGCAACAUUGACUUUGAUGAGUUUGUUAUGAUGCUUUCUGCACGAUGACCUCUGAUGGAAGAAGAUGAGCAUACAACACUGGAUUCUCCUUCCUGC